UUCUUUCUUGUCCUGGCCGCCACCCCUUGCCUCUUCGAGAUCGAAUCGAGGCGAGGGCGAAAGCGAGAACAAGUGAGGGAGGAAAACAGUAGCGAGCGAGAAAGAGGAGAGGGAGGAGAGAGAGAGAGAGAGAGAGAGAGAGAGAGAGAGAGAGAGAGAGCAUGAGUUUUAGAGGGGAAGAGAGCGGUGGGGAGGAUGGGAGGGGGGACCUCAAGAAGCCCUUCCUCCACACAGGUAGCUGGUACCGGAUGGGGAUGGGAUCGAGGCAGUCGAGCUUGAUGGAUAGGCUCGGCUCCUCGGCCUCCGUCCUCCGCGAUUCCUCCGUCUCCGUCGUGCUUUGCACCCUCAUCGUCGCCCUCGGUCCCAUCCAGUUCGGCUUCACCGGGGGAUACUCCUCCCCUACCCAGGACGAGAUCAUCAACGACCUGGGCCUCUCCCUCUCCGAGUUUUCGAUCUUUGGCUCGCUUUCGAACGUGGGCGCCAUGGUGGGAGCAAUAGCCAGCGGACAGAUUGCGGAGUAUAUUGGGCGUAAAGGGUCCCUGAUGAUUGCUUCUAUUCCUAAUAUAAUUGGCUGGCUCGCCAUAUCGUUCGCCAAAGAUUCGUCGUUUUUGUACAUGGGUCGGUUGCUGGAAGGAUUCGGAGUCGGCAUCAUAUCCUAUACGGUGCCUGUAUAUAUAGCAGAGAUAGCUCCUCAGAAUAUGAGAGGUGGUCUUGGCUCUGUGAAUCAGCUCUCUGUAACAAUUGGUAUUUUGUUUGCUUAUCUGUUGGGUAUGUUUGUUCAUUGGAGGUUGCUUGCAGUGAUAGGAAUCUUACCAUGCACAAUCCUGAUACCUGGUCUGUUCUUUAUCCCGGAAUCUCCAAGGUGGCUGGCAAAAAUGGGCAUGACGGAAGAUUUUGAAGCUUCCCUUCAAGUAUUGAGGGGAUUUGAUACUGACAUUACUGUGGAAGUGAAUGAAAUCAAGAGAUCAGUAGCAUCAUCAAGCAGAAGGACUACGAUCCGGUUUUCAGAUCUUAAACAAAAAAGAUAUAAACUUCCUCUCUUGAUAGGAAUUGGUCUACUUGUAUUGCAGCAGCUAAGUGGAAUCAAUGGCAUCUUAUUUUAUGCUGGCAGUAUUUUUAAAGCUUCUGGUCUUUCAGAUAGUAACUUAGCAACAUGUGGUCUUGGGGCUAUUCAGGUUGUUGCCACUGGAAUUACCACUUGGUUGCUUGAUAAAGCUGGUCGACGUCUUUUACUUAUAAUUUCCACUGCUGGAAUGACUAUCAGUAUUGGGAUCGUUUCUGUUGCAUUUUAUCUGAAGGGUGUUAUUUCUGAAGAUUCUGAUUUUUAUUUUACGCUGAGUGUGCUCUCGUUGGUUGGACUUGUGGCUUAUGUCAUUUCUUUCUCUCUUGGAUUGGGAGCCAUUCCAUGGAUCAUAAUGUCUGAGAUACUUCCUGUUAAUAUCAAGGGCCUUGCUGGUAGUGUUGCAACACUUGGCAACUGGUUGAGUUCAUGGGCAAUUACAAUGACUGCUAAUUUGCUUUUAAGUUGGAGCAGUGGAGGGACCUUUACCAUCUAUGCGGUCGUUUGUGCCUUCAGUCUAGUUUUUGUGAUCCUAUGGGUGCCUGAGACCAAGGGAAGAAGUCUCGAGGAAAUUCAAUGGUCUUUCAGAUGAAUUCUCUAAAUGUCAACAUACUAUCCAUUCGAUCGUGUGAUUUCUUGAGAUGAAUCCAGGUCAUGCUCGUCUGUGGGGGGAGAGAUCAGUAUGCACAGAUAUCAUAUUCAAGCUCCACCACUUGCCUGUUGAGUCAGAUGGCAGGGCCAAGUUUGCUUUCCAAUUUGCGUCAUAGACCUUCUUGUCAUUUUAUGUAGAUCUUCCGGAAUUGGUUUAGAGUGAACUCUGCUUGCAGCGGGAAUUGCCAAAAGCACUGAAAUUAAUAUUUAUUUAUAUUUUAUUCAAUUUCCAUAUGAUGAGAUGAAUAAAAUGUAAUGCAACUUCGCAAUCUCGAAAUGGAAUAUGAAAUAUGUGAAUUUGAUCA
This is a messenger RNA of Phoenix dactylifera (date palm), 2016 nucleotides long. RefSeq names its product sugar transporter ERD6-like 6. Gene Ontology annotation, biological process: carbohydrate transport; transmembrane transport. NCBI's taxonomy places the organism in Eukaryota, Viridiplantae, Streptophyta, Magnoliopsida, Arecales, Arecaceae. The record is from RefSeq and is a predicted model, not a curated record. Gene Ontology annotation, cellular component: membrane. Gene Ontology annotation, molecular function: sugar transmembrane transporter activity.